AACAGGAAUGCCACACUGCCUCUGAAUCCCGGUGGCCACUCUCUUGUUUCUCUCUGCAUCCAAUAGAAGAGCCUGCCUUUUAGUUACUUUAAUUAGUUUUUUUCUGAAAAUAGAAAAAAGAUUACAGAAGUAUGAAAAGAACAUAUUUCACAAUGGCGAUAAAGUAUUUAAUUGGUGUAUGCACUGUCCGACUCAACCAAUCAGAUUGAAAUCUUUUUUAUGUAUGUGGGUAUGUGUGAUGAUGUCCAGUUGAGUCUGAGGCGAGCACGUGUUCGAGGUUGUCAAAUCUUUCAUGCAUUUGGAAAUAUUAAAAAAAAUUCGUCCUGAAAAAUAUAUUUAUUUUCUGUAGCAAUUUCAGUUCAAUUUUAUUAUUAUAUGUCUUAAAUAUGGCAAUUGAUUUAGGAUUCGUAGAGAAAUGCGAAUCGUGGCGACUGACAAGCAGAUUCUUUCCUAGUAAAGUGGGCGGUAAACCGGCCUGGCUCGAGCUGAAAAAUAUUCCCGGUAAAAGUGAUUUGGAAUGCGAGUAUUGCAACGAGGUUUGCGUAUUUCUGUGCCAGAUUUACGCACCGUACGAGGAAAACGUCGAUGCUUUUCACAGGACUAUAUAUAUUUUUAUAUGCAAGAACGUAGAUUGCUGUAGACCGAAUCAAAAUGGAAACUUGAAAGUUUUUCGAUCGCAAUUGAGUAGAGUCAAUAGUUUUUAUCCGUCUGAACCGCCUGUCGAGCAGAAAAAUUGGAGAACAGACAUUGAUGUGUCGCAAUGGACAAAAACAUGUUGUAUUUGUGGGAUUGCAGCACCGAGUCAUUGUGCUAAAUGUAAAGUUGUCAAUUAUUGUUGUCGUGUGCAUCAAGUAUAUGACUGGAAGAAUGGACAUAAGCAUACGUGUGGCGCUGAAGCAAAUAGUGACAAUAAUUUCUUGUUUCCUGAAUAUGAGAUUGUAGUAGAGAGCGAUGAUUCUGUGAAAGAUAAUAUGGAGCAAGACGAUUUUGAAAGGGAACAGAGGGAGAUUAAAAAGUAUAAUGCAAUGAUAAAAAAUGGCAAAGCUGGAAGUCUUCAGCAUGAAGACGUUAAUGAUGAUUUAUUACAGAUGGCUAGCGACGAAAAAGAUGAAAUAUUUGUAGAAUUUCGUAUGGGAAUAGAUAAUUAUCCAGAUCAGAUCUUAAGAUAUGACAGAGGAGGAAAAGUUUUAUACAUAUCGCAACAAAACAAAAUAGCAGAUGUUCCAAAAUGCCCAGAAUGCAAUAGUGAUAGACAGUUUGAAUUUCAAAUAAUGCCACAGCUAUUAAAUUACUUAGGCUUGAAUGAUAUUGUCAAGUGUCUUGACUGGGGAAUAUUAGCUGUUUUCACAUGCAAACAAUCUUGUGCACCUAAUGAUACAUACAUAAGAGAAUAUAUAUGGAAGCAAGAUAUUGUAACUGACUCGAGAAUAAACCAAGAUGCAUGAUA
Nylanderia fulva is the source of this 1447-nucleotide messenger RNA. The record is from RefSeq and is a predicted model, not a curated record. Lineage: Eukaryota; Metazoa; Arthropoda; Insecta; Hymenoptera; Formicidae.